This is a messenger RNA of Closterium sp. NIES-65, 1446 nucleotides long. NCBI's taxonomy places the organism in Eukaryota, Viridiplantae, Streptophyta, Zygnematophyceae, Desmidiales, Closteriaceae. The record is from the annotation of a GenBank genome assembly.
AUGACGCUGAAGGCAGCCAUUGCGACGUGGGCCCGUCGCGUGUGCGACCCGCGCGACACCAAGGCGGCGUGGGCCGUCGCACGGCUGCUUCUGAUCGCAGAGGCAGUGCUGUGCUCCGCGAUCAUCGCCAAGGUCCCAUACACCAAGAUAGACUGGGAUGCGUACAUGGCGCAGGUCACGGGCUUCCAGCACGGCGAGCGCGACUACACCAAGCUGGAGGGCGACACGGGCCCCCUCGUCUACCCUGCAGGGUUCCUCCUCUCCUUCUCUGCUCUCAAGUGGAUAACCGGGGGAAUCGUGGCAAACGCUCAGGCGGCCUUCCUCGUCCUCUAUCUCAUCAACCUCCUCAUGGUCUUCGCCAUCUACAUCCGCACACAGGCGGUGCCCCCCUGGGUGCUCGUGCUGCUGUGUCUCUCCAAGCGUCUACACUCCAUCUUCCUGCUUCGUCUCUUCAAUGACUGCCUCGCCAUGGCAUUCCUGCACGCCUCGCUCCUCAGACUGCAAUCGUCUAGAUGGAUCCCGGCAGUCCUCCUAUUCAGUGCAGGCGUUUCAGUCAAGAUGAACGUCCUGCUCUUCCUCCCUCCUCUGCUUCUCAUCAUGGCAAAGACCCUUCCCCUGCUUCAAAUAAUGGCUCUCCUUGGUGCAGCAGUCGCCUUUCAGCUCCUGGUUGGCUGGCCGUUCAUCAGCACCUUCCCUCAGGCCUACUUUGGCCGGGCAUUCGACCUUGGACGAGUCUUCAUCCACUUCUGGUCUGUCAACUUUAAGUUUGUCCCCGAGUCAACAUUUGUGUCCAAGCCUUUUGCUCUUUCUCUCUUGGGGCUGCACCUGCUGCUGCUGCUGCUCUUCUGCCACUUCUGCUGGUGCAAGUAUGAGGCCGGCAUGUUUCGAGUUGCCAUCGCUGCUCUGCUCUCCCCGUUCAAACGACUGCAGACCCGCCCGUUGCAUCCUGACCACAUCACAUACCUGAUGCUCGUUGGUAACUUCAUUGGAAUCUUCUGUGCUCGCAGCCUGCACUACCAGUUCUACUCCUGGUACUAUUUCUCCAUCCCCUACCUCCUAUGGAUCUCUCCUCUCCCCACACCACUUAGGCUGCUUCUCUGGCUGACCAUCGAGCUCUGUUGGAACAUCUACCCGUCCACACCAGCCUCCUCCCUCUCCCUCCUCCUCACGCACCUCUCCCUCCUCCUCGCCCUCUGGAUGGCCCCCCCCCGCCUGCCCUUCGGAGCAGACGAGCAGUCCUGGCAGGGGCAGGGGGGAGCGGGGAAGGGGGAGGGCGGUGCAGUGGGGGAGAUGGAAGGUAUGGGGAAGGAGGAGCGGGAGGCCAUGUGGCAGCAGUAUGUGCAGCAGAUGACACGAGAGGCUGAAGCUCAGGCUGCUGCCGCUGCUGCUGCUGGUGCUGGAGAGGGGUCAAAAGGAGCAGAGGGAGAGAAACGAAAGGCAGAGUAA